CAUGGCAGCAGAGACGCUAAAACCCCCAAAAAGUCUACAGCGUUCCCAAAUCUCUUCCAAUGGAUUCCGAUUCAGAUUCCGACGGCUCUCACGUCUCCGCCACUCCUCCACGAGACCCUCAGCCUCCGACCGCACCGGUGCCGGCCGCCUCCCGGAGAAUCACAUCAUCAUCCUCUCGCUCGAAGCCCAAAUCUCCGCCGCCGUCUCUCCCGUCUCCGUUCUCUUCCGAUCUCCCCUUCCAGAUCCGCCGGCCUUCCGAUCAACACCGACCGAUCUCCGCUGGAACUCUUCCCGCCGGGUUUUUCUCCACCGUUCCGUCGUUCUCCAGGCUCCGCAAAGCUUCAGUCUCCUUCGAAGUCGAGAAACCGAAUUCCGAAUUCCGAACAGACGACACCAAGCGCUCACUGGGUCCUUGUGAGGUAAUAUUCGAUCCGCUCAAACCCGUAAAGAGGAAACCUCCAAAUCUGAUUGCAGAUUCUACAGCUUCAUCUUCAGCUCCGGCGAAGGCUCCGGAAUUUUGUCGCGCUGAUAAGGGUAAUUUCGUCAGAUCGAACAUAAUUGGCAAGCGGAAGCCUCCUAAUUUGAUCACGGAUACUGCAGCUUCACCUCCGGUGAAGGCUCCAGAGUUCCGUUGCAGCGAUGAGGGUAAUUUUGUCAAGUUGAACCUUAAUGGCAGGAAGAGGAAGAAGUUCUCUAGCAAAUGUAAGAGCGCGUCGAAAUUUAGAAGCAAGUACACGUACAGGAAGACGAGAUAUAGGAAGUCAGAAGCCAAUGGUGAAGAUGGCCCGUCAGUGGAAGAAGUUGCUUUGGAAUCACGGAAACAAAUGGAAGAAGAAGCAAGCGGAUUUAUUGACUCGGCGGAGGAAGCAGUUCUUGCAGUGAGGAACGAGGCUUCUGAUGAGAAUCUGAAGAGGCUGUUGAAUGUAGUGUAUGGCUAUGAUUCUUUUCGAUAUGGGCAAUUGGAGGCAAUCAAGAUGGUUCUUUCAGGGAGUUCGGCAAUGCUGGUCUUGCCCACCGGUGCAGGGAAAUCUCUCUGCUACCAGAUUCCAGCGAUGAUUCUUCAGGGAAUCACACUGGUUGUAAGUCCGUUGGUAUCGCUGAUGAUUGAUCAGUUGAAGCAUUUGCCUCCUGUGGUCAAAGGUGGUCUUUUGAGCAGUAGUCAGAGACCUGAAGAAACAGCGGAAACUUUGCGCAGACUUAAGGAGGGGACGAUAAAGGUGCUCUUUGUUUCUCCAGAAAGAUUUCUGAAUGCAGAGUUUUUGUCUAUGUUCCGCAUGAGCUUAUCUGUGGCACUUGUUGUUGUGGAUGAGGCGCAUUGCAUUUCGGAGUGGUCUCAUAACUUCCGCCCUUCGUACAUGAGACUCAAGGCAUCGUUACUCCAUUCUGAGCUCAAUGCACAAUGUAUUCUCGCAAUGACUGCAACCGCCACAACUAAGACCCUGCAGGCUAUGAUGUCUAUGCUGGAGAUUCCAUCGACUAAUCUCAUUCAGAAAUUGCAAGUGAGGGAAAAUCUCCAAUUGUCCGUGUCUCUGAGUGGGGCUAACAGAAUGAAAGAGCUACUGCUUAUGACAAAGUCUCCUCCUUUUAGUGAAGUUAAAAGCAUCAUCGUUUAUUGCAAAUUUCAGCAUGAGUGUGACACUAUAAGCAAAUAUUUACGUGAUAACAACAUAACUGCAAAGAGUUACCACAGUGGACUCCUAGCAAAAGAGCGUAAUCGAAUACAGGAGCUAUUUUGUUCCAACAAGAUUAGAGUGGUUGUUGCAACUGUGGCAUUUGGCAUGGGACUUGACAAGAGAGAUGUUGGAGCUGUAAUCCAUUACAGUGUGCCAGGUAGUUUGGAAGAGUAUGUUCAGGAAAUCGGGCGUGCAGGCCGCGAUGGACGAUUGUCUUAUUGCCAUCUGAUUUACGAUGAUGAUACCUACCUAAAGCUUCGGAGUCUUGCACACAGUGACGGAGUAGAUGAAUAUGCUGUAGGCAAAUUUCUCACCCACUUGCUAUCUCAUCAGACCAAGCAAAAUGAGAAGCUAUGGUCACUAGUAGUGGAGUCUGCCUCUCAUAAAUUUGACAUGAAGGAAGAGGUUAUGCUUACCAUUCUGACUCAUUUGGAGUUGGGGGAGGUGCAAUAUCUGCGUCUCUUUCCACCACUCAACAAAUGUUGCUCUUUAAAUUUCCACAAGUCUUCUCCAAUCAUGCUGGCAGAAAGAAGUAGCGUAAUUUCUGCAAUUCUGAAGAAGUCUCAGGUGAAACAAGGGCUAUAUGUCUUCGAUAUACCAGCUGUGGCUUCUACCUUAGGGGUUACAACCAGUGAUGUGUUAACUGAGCUUCAAAGUCUGAAGUUGAAGGGAGAAAUAACAUAUGAGAUGAAGGAACCAGCCUUUUGUUACACGAUCAUAAAAUUCCCUCAGGAUAUUUGUUCUCUCUCCACUCAUCUGACCAAGUGGUUAUCAGAGAUUGAAACUUGUAAGGUGCGGAAACUGGAUAUAAUGUCUAGUACAGCUCUCGAAGCCAUCAACGUCUCCGACUCUGACAGAACACAGCUUUGUUCUGGCCAAACUUUGACCUUGCAAAGAAGAAUCUCAGAUUACUUCGAAGGCGACGAGAACUGUCACCCAUCCAGCAAGAUAACACAGAACAGCCCAUUUUUACGAGCCGACAUAAAGGUGUUUCUGCAGAGUAAUACAAAUGCCAAAUUCACCCCGAGAGCGAUCGCGAGAAUAAUGCAUGGAAUCGGGAGUCCAGCGUAUCCGAGUACAAUCUGGUCGAAAACUCAUUUCUGGGGAAGGUAUAUGAACGUAGACUUCCGUGUGAUAAUGGAAGCAGCAAAAACAGAGCUCUUGAACUUUGUCGAUAGGAAUGCAGCUUUUGCUACUUGUUAAGUUUAGGAGCAGCUCUAAUUUUUCAGGGAUGACUAUUGUUUUUGGGUCGUUCUCGGGCAAUCCUGUCAACUUCUCCUCAGAUUUAUCAGCCGAGCAAACUGAUCCACCA
This is a messenger RNA of Tarenaya hassleriana, 2985 nucleotides long. RefSeq names its product ATP-dependent DNA helicase Q-like 5. Bases 60 to 2876 code for a protein of 938 amino acids. The transcript has 20 exons. NCBI's taxonomy places the organism in Eukaryota, Viridiplantae, Streptophyta, Magnoliopsida, Brassicales, Cleomaceae. Gene Ontology annotation, molecular function: nucleic acid binding; four-way junction helicase activity; 3'-5' DNA helicase activity. The record is from RefSeq and is a predicted model, not a curated record. Gene Ontology annotation, cellular component: cytoplasm; nucleus; chromosome. Gene Ontology annotation, biological process: double-strand break repair via homologous recombination.